This is a messenger RNA of Miscanthus lutarioriparius, 1350 nucleotides long. The record is from the annotation of a GenBank genome assembly. Lineage: Eukaryota; Viridiplantae; Streptophyta; Magnoliopsida; Poales; Poaceae.
AUGUCGUCGGCGUCGCGGAGCGGGAGGAGGCGGACCGGGAGCGUGGCGCUCGGGGACCUUCUGCGGCGGGAGGCGUCGGCGGAGCGGGCUGCGCUGGGAGGCGGCGACGGCGAGCGGGAUUGGCGGCCCUCGGUCGCGGCGGGGCAGGCCUGCCGGGCGAAGAAGGGCGAGGACUUCGCGCUGCUCAAGCCCGCCUGCGAGCGGCGCCCCGGCGCACCGUCCACCUCCUUCUCCGCCUUCGCCCUGUUCGAUGGGCACAACGGGAGCGCCGCCGCGGUGUACGCCAAGGAGCACCUCCUCGGCAACGUGCUCGGCUGCGUCCCGACCGAUCUGACCAGGGACGAGUGGCUCGCCGCGCUCCCAAGGGCGCUCGUCGCGGGGUUCGUCAAGACCGACAAGGAUUUCCAAACGAAAGCUCAUUCUUCUGGGACAACCGUGACGCUUGCGAUAAUUGAUGGCUCCGUUGUAACUGUUGCGUCCGUUGGUGAUUCACGUUGUGUCCUCGAAGCUGAGGGAUCCAUCUACUAUUUGUCGGCCGACCAUCGCUUUGACGCUAAUGAAGAGGAGGUUGGACGUGUAACCGAAUGCGGAGGUGAAGUUGGAAGGCUAAAUGUCGUUGGUGGUGCUGAGAUUGGUCCCCUUAGAUGUUGGCCAGGUGGUCUAUGCCUCUCAAGGUCGAUUGGUGAUCAGGACGUAGGUGAAUUUAUCAUUCCGGUUCCUUAUGUGAAGCAAAUUAAGCUGUCUAAUGCUGGAGGCCGUCUUAUUAUUUCAAGUGACGGUGUUUGGGAUGCAUUGACUGCGGAAGUGGCUUUUAGAUGUGCACGAGGGCUUCCUCCUGAGGCUGCAGCUGAGCAAAUUGUUAAAGAAGCAGUUGAUUCAAAAGGAUUGAGAGAUGAUACAACUUGCAUUGUCAUUGACGUAAUACCACCAGAGAAACCAAAAUGCACUAUAGAAUCUCCAAAAACGCCAGGAAAAGGCCUUGUACUUCUAAAAAAAUUCUUUUUAAGGAAAACAUUAUCUGACUCGUUGUCUCUCGCUGAUAAGGAUAAUUAUCCUGAGCCAGAUUUAGUGGAGGAGGUCUUUGAGGACGGAUGUCCGUCCCUUUCAAGGAGGCUUAAUUCUGAAUAUCCUGUCCGAGAUAUGUUCAAACUUUUUGCAUGUGCAAUUUGUCAAAUUGACUUGGAAUCUGGUCAAGGCAUAUCCAUACACGAGGGUUUGUCAAAGCCAGGAAAGCUGCGUCCCUGGGAUGGCCCUUUCCUUUGUCACAGUUGCCAGGAAAAGAAAGAGGCGAUGGAGGGGAAGCGUCACUCACGAGAUUCCUCAUCAAGAAAUAGCGGGUCAAGUGAAUAG